AAAUUAUAAAUUUACAAAAAAAGCAAAAUUUUCCAAAUCAAAAAUGAUAAAAAUAAUGUAACAAGGCAAUUUGAUAAUAAUUUAACAUCAACAUGUUUAAAAUAGAGUCAUAUAUAACGCCCAUCAUUCUCAACUACUUGGCAAAAUAUGUGAAAAAUAUACGACCGCAAGAUUUCCAAGUGUGCCUGUGGGAGGGCGAGGUGACCUUUCAAAAUCUGGACUUGCGUCUAGAUGUGUUGGAACAAGAAUUGAAUUUACCCUUUGAAUUUCUAUCGGGGCAUAUACAUGAGCUGGUUAUACAAGUGCCAUGGACCAAGAUUACCUCCGAGCCGAUUAAAGUUCUGAUCAAUACCAUUGAAUUUGUAUUGAAGGGAAAAUCUGAUGACAGCGGUACUUGCAAAUCUUCGGCAAGUAACUCUCCCCAACAUGCUCCCAUGGUAGAUGGUGGCAAAACGUCACGCAAAGAGGAUGAAACAUCAAGCAUGGGCUCUGGUUUGGCCAUGAAAAUAGUCAAUAACAUUAAUGUACAGUGUCAGAACAUAAUAUUGAAAUAUGUUGAGGAGGACAUUGUGGUAUCGAUGAACGUCCAAUACCUAAGCUAUUGUCCAGCCAAUGAGGUGUGGCAGCCUGCCAUGGUUGAUAUUAAUCCUCACAAAGUUCUUAUGCGAAAACUAAUAAACAUUUCGGAUUUGACGAUAUGUUUGGAUAAGCGAAAUUCAGCUGGACAAAUAGAUGUUUGUCAGGAGCCCGUAUUGUAUAGAUGCACGCUGGAAAUACGUUUUCUACGAAAAUACAACAGCAAUACCAUGACAAGCAGUAGUAUCACACGAAUUGGUAUUUUCACUCAGGCUCUCGAUCUAAAUCUAUCUUCAAUACAAAUCCCAAUGCUCAUGCGUCUCAUAAAAUUCCUUACAUCCCUAUCUCCGGAUAGCGACGAUGAUGAUGUGUAUUCAGCACAUAAAGAACGAAAUGUCGAUAGCGCUGCUAGCACUGAAGGAUCAUCGUAUUUAUCAUGGGCUUGGAAUCUUUUACCCAGUUUUUCUUUGGAGGAGGCCGACGAAAUAGAUGCCAGCCACGAUGACACUGUGGGCCAUACCAAAGAUGUGGGCUUGUAUAUAGAAGAGUUGAAUUUUACACUGAAAAACUCUGAGUUCAUCAAUGAUGCCAUUAUGGGUGGCAUUAAACGUAUACGUUAUACUCCAAUUGUAAGGUUUACCUUUGGUGGUUUAUAUUUUGAGAGAGUGGCUGUUAAAGAAAUUGAUUGGAUCAGCACAAAGGCAGGUUUGUCAUCGAUAUAUGUUGAACCUUUGGGUCAAUAUCGCACUGAGGAUAACCAAGAAUCUUUGGCUUUGAUAGAAACUGCACCGUACACGAACAUGCGCUCGUUCAUCGACAAGUCCCUGUUUGAUGAGCAAUGUAUAAUUGCCGAUCGUGGCUGGGGUGUAACAAAUUAUGAAGAUUAUAUUACCCGCAUUACCGACGAUUAUCUCAUAUAUCGCAGUCCCAUUUUGGCCUUCGAUGUCAUAACAUAUCGUUCUUCCAGUGAAAGUAAAGAUGGUGCCGGCACCAGUAACAAUUUGAGCAACAACGCAGCCUUGGGUGGCAACAAUAGAUGUGUGGACUUUCACAAACAAUAUCGUCUACUUUCGGCAGGCAUUACAUUUCGUUUGAAUGAAACAUUUAUGCAGGUUAAAACUAUUAUUAAACGCUUCAUUGAUUCAUACGAUUCAUUGGCAUAUUCAUCAAAUGUAGAAAAAAGCGAAGCACACGAUACAGGUGCAGCGAUUAAGCAAAAGUCGCUAACAUAUCAACCGGAUCAUUCAAACAAACCCAAUGAGACAGCUCAACAGCAUGCUUCGGUGGAAAAUGCAAGCCUUGGUGGAAGAAGUUUAACUGCUCCAACAUCGGAUGGUUCGCCUAAAUUGCAUCCCCCUUUGGUUGAAGACUACGAUGCCCUAAUGCAGGGCAUACCUUUGUGCAAAUACAAAUUCGAUUUGAAACAAAUCCAAGUGGAAGUGUAUGGCAAAACUGAAGCUAAUGCCAACGCACUACGUAUACACAAGAGAUUACCGAUGAGCAUCAAGAACUCGCUGCCAUACCUUUUGUUGUAUUUCGAACAGGUUGAGGGUAAUUUGUCCACACCCAUAAAUCCGGAUAAACUAGUCCAUACUACCUGUCAGUUGCCGGACAAACCACAAGAACUUUUAAAUGCCUGCUAUGAUAAUUACGAAUUGAGCGUUAAGGAGUUUUCUUUGGCCUUGGUUUCCUUCUCCAAGGAUACUCUUAUACGUUUGGCAACCAUACCCAAGCUACAGCUAAGCUAUGGCACCCUGUUGCAAUCUCAUCAUUGGAAGUCGGAUGAGGUGCCAAUCAAAAAAUUGGAUGUUCAAUGUGAUAAUAUCAAAAUGGAAUUCUCUAAAAGGGAGCUAUGGACACUUCUCUAUCUAUAUCAGGCAUUGUGGUCAUAUCAACCGCAAGCUCUUAUAAAAGUUGUUGGUAUUUUAAAUCAUCCUUUCGAGUUGGCCGAUUCAAUUGCUUUAAGCUGCUUAUUUAGUAAAUGGCAAGUAAAACGUCGUCAUUAUCAUACCUUUGAUGUUUGGAAUACAACACUGACGGCUUUGAGUGCCGAUGUAUUGCUGGAUCGUAAUUCCAUACAAUUUCAACGAUGUAAUGUUCUAAAUACAACCGCGAGAAUGCAUAACAGCCAAAAUAAAUGGUUGGAAAUGCAGUUGCAAUUUCCAUGUGUUGUCCAAGAAUCAGCAGUCCAUCAUCAGAAAUCAUUAUCAUCGAAAAAGGAAGAGCAUAUUUACAUGGCCCUGGGUAUAUGGAUGGAACGUUUUAAUUUGAUUGGUGAUAAAAACCUUUUAGAAUUUUUAACAUUUACCUGUAAAGACAGCAGAUUUGUUAGAGAAUAUUCAGUUGAAAGUGAGACACAACAUCAAAUACUACAAAAUCCACCACCAAAUACAGCUAGUCACCACACGAGCUCAGCUCCCUCAACGUCUGCAUUUCAAAACAAUCCAGCUAUGCCACAAGUAUUUGCAAGAAAAUCAUCACGCAAUUCAAAUUCACAAAGAAAAAUAUCCCAUCCGGAAGAGACCAUCCAUUACAGCUCAGAAAAAGAUGAACGCUUGGAAUACACCACCACCGAUCCAUUGAUGACCGAAGAGCCGCUGAACAUGACAAUAGAGACAAAAGAAAAUAAUGAGGACAAAAUUAAAACGUAUUUUAAACAAUUCAACACCAUUAUCAUAUACAUGGAAAUUGCACAAAGCCAAAUGGAUUUAACCAUGCAUAAGUAUGCAUCCAAUGAGAAUAUUUUGUACACACGUUUCACUUUGCCUCGCAUACUCUUGAAGUCCACUUUUGCCGAGUAUAUAACACGUUCCAGUUUACGUUUAAAAGUCAAUCCUCCAUUGACUACGAAAACUACAUUUAAUUGGACCAUACAAUUUCUGGAUCUUGCCAUAGAGACCAUUGUUGAUGGUCAGGCUAUGGUUGUUCUGCAGCCUUGGCAGACAACUGUCACAGUGGCCAUGAACAAACGCAAACAAAAUACCACUAUUCACACUGAUAUCUCACAAUUUAAUGCGACCAGCUUUAAGCCACAAUCAACCACGCCUAAAGUUGUAAAGCAGAAAUUAAAACAUGCCCUGCCAGAACAUUCACUGAAAUCGCAGGAAAAUUCCUCGGUAUCAUCGGGUUCUCUAAAGGAAAUAUUUUCGGGUAGCGAACAUUAUAAGGAUUCUUCCUCAGCCACACCAUCAUCACCCAAACCCAGCGCCAAAUCAAAACCUAAUGCAGCAGAACAGCAACAGCAGUCAGCCACUGCAGAUAAGGCUCAAGAGCUGGUGUGCUUAAAUCUUCAUUUAGACUCCUCUACUAUUUAUGUAUAUGGUGAUAAUAUAAAAACACUGCAAGAUCAUUUUCAACACUUGAUGAAGUUGGUGGAAUUGGCAUCGACCAUAACAACAGCCAAACGAGAUGUUAGAGCAGCUCGAGACUCGCCCAAGGUUAAGAUUUUAACCUUAUCAGAAGAUCAUCAACACAUAAAGGAGUUUAUGGAUUUGGAUUCCAACUCUGAUAUAUCAGCAACCAAACCAGGAACAGAAAAUAAAUCGCUUCUAAAUAAAAUAUCUCUUUUCUGCCAAUGGACUAUAGCCAAAGUGAUUGCCGAGGUUAGCAACCUACCAGAACAUGUACAUCGAAGUAAAAUUGUUGUGGAACUAGAGGAUUUCCUAUGUACCGUGGACCAAGGGCAUGAUUUUACCAAAUAUACCAGUAAAAUCGGAAAUUUCAAUUUAAAUUUUUACAAUCAGAGAUCGCCCAACAACGACGAAUGGCUGGCGCAAGAAAAUUUGCGCAUUCGCAUGAUAGCCGAAACUACUGACUUGCCUUUUCUAAAUGUGAUCCUUACAAAAGUGUCACUGAGAGAUUUUUACAAACGCAUUGGAGUGAAGCGAAAAGGCGAAGUUGAUCGACAAAUAAGUGAGAUUUUAAUUGUUAUGCAGGCUAUGGAAAUUAUAGUCGAUUUUGAUUGUUUGCAAGAAUUUGUGAAACCCCUAUGUGAUUUGAUGGGCCGUUAUGAUGAGGAACAACAAACAAAUAGGAGGGAGUCUAUUGUAAUGGCUUCAGACUUGCCCCUUAUGCAUUUUGAGAGCAAGGGCAUAACAUGUUAUUUCCCCUCGGCCAACGCUUCGCAACAAUGCUCAGUGCUGAUAUGUAAAAUUGAUGGCAUGAAUGUUACGCCAAAUUUACAGAAUCCUUUGCAACGCAAACCCCUCAGGCCAGAUGUUUAUGGCAAGGCUGCCUCCAUGGGCAUACUGACUAUACCUGGUUCAAUGGUUGAAGAUCGCCAGUAUGAGCUGACCAUGAGAAAGUUAUCCGCAGCCUCAGGUAAUUGGCAGGAGAUUUUAACACAUAUGCGCAAUAAAGAUCACAAUUUCCAUACCAAUCCUGCGGUGGAAUGGAAUAAUCCAGAACGCAAACAAUCCCUGAGAUUGGCAGAGAUAUUCAAGAACUUCACUCUUAUCUCGAUAUAUGCACCAAAUAUAGUCUACAACAGCAUUUUGAUAUGCGGCGAGGCGUAUGAAUUUAAUUGUUCCUCCGAUUUUGUGGCCAAUAUCAAUACAGAACAAUUGCAUAUGUUUGGAUGUCAUUUGCGAAAGUUGCAACAAAUUUCAGGAAUUGUGCAUAGCACAACACAUCGGAAAGUUAGUCUUUCAUAUUCAGCGGGAAAAUCUCCAACGGAAGCUAUGUCAUAUAUAUCGCCACUUGUGAAUUCGUACGCUUUACAAAUGCGACCCUCAAAGUCACUAAGCAGCAGCAUGGCUAAAGGUGUAGCAGUAAAUGCCAUGGAAAAUCGUCGCUUUAGCCGUUUGGGUUCCGCCUCACAAUUUGAGUCCAUCGAUGAAGACGCCGAACCCUUGACCAAGACCGACUCUGGAGUACAGUCCAUAGGAUCUAAGCCAUCCAUAAGCAAUACACUGACAGCCAAAGAUACCUUAUUUUCCUUGAAUAGUACAUCUAUGUUCUUGGAGAAAAUUAGUCAUGCCCAGCAUGCAACGACAUUGCCAACGGCUAGCGUCAAAAGAAAUUUGCCAAAAUCUAUAUCCUUAUUGGCUGGAGUAUUUGUAUUUCGAAUAUUUGAAUCCCUUCCUCGAGAGGAUAUAAACGAGGAUCAGGAUUGCAAUGGCAAACCUUUGAUUUCAUGCACCAUAUCUCAGCCCAGUUUUAUGAUAACACAAAACAUAUACGAUUCAGUGGUGAACUUUUCCAUCUUUAAUUUUAGCAUAUUUUUGCCCACAAUAAGAAGAAAUUUUCCAAAUUUCCCAGAGGCACCAGUUAAUGUGUUCUCAGAGCCCAUAGUUGAUACACUGCCGGGAGAACUGAGUUCCACUGGUAUACCGCCGGCAUUUCUCACCUAUAAAGCCCACCAAACCAAAUUGAAAAUGCGGGAAAUUGAAAUAGAUCUCUCCAAACCUUUGGUCAUAACCCUCAGCAUUGAUUAUGUUGAAGAAAUUUGCAAAAAUUUAAUGAUUAUCUAUAAUUCCAUAUGCUCCACCACACUGGCCAACUGCUUGUCUCUGGAACCUGUUAGUCGCAAAUCCAAAGUUAUGCUUAUGAAGGAAAACACCUUAAAUGCCGAUCGUCUCAAUGUUAAAUGCCACAAUAUUGCGUUGAAGCUAACCAACCACCAGAACUACGAGUGCGAUUUGGUCUUUAAUGAUCUGAAAAUAAAUGUCAAAUAUUUGACCCGUCCAGAAAAGUGUUCAGUCAAAUAUGCAUUGGCCGCCUCUUACUUACGCACAAAUAGAAAUAUUUUUAUUCACCCCAUCGCUUUGAAGGGUUCCCUAGAUUUUGUGAGUGAACCUUGGAAUCGUUUACCCUUGAUAAAUGUCAUAUGUAAAUUUAAUGUUAUACAAAUCGAUGUGGCCACAUUUAUGCUGAAACAAUUGCAAGAAGCCUCCAAUGAUUUGUCAAAAGUAGCUGCACAUGCACAAGCCCAAUGGCGUAAGUUUCAAGCCUUACACUUGCAUGGAAAUGAUGAGAGCGAUUUGAAUCGCAGAACUCUGAGGCAAUUGAGGUGUCCCUCAGUCACCUCGUUUAUUCAGAAUAAUAAAAGCUUGAAGCGAGAGGAGUUUUAUCAAGAUGACUUAAGAGCUGGAGCUUUUCAAUUUGUGGAACUUAUGUCGGAUGCAGUGCUGCCUUUACCCUACCAGAUACAAAUUAUCAAAAAAGAUUAUGGCAUAAUCUGUUGGCGUUAUCCGCAGCCUAGAAAAAUGUGUAGAAUUCACAUCUAUCCAGUGCCCAUGGCGAUUUCCAAUCCCAUACACAUCAAAUGUCGCAUGGAAUAUUUUAGCGAGGUGCAUGAAGAAUUCCUUCACUACUGUGAUUUUUGGCUAUCCGAAACAAAUUCCAAGGAAAUUAAAUUGCCCGAACGCGAAAUAUGUGCUACCAUAUGGCGAGUGGUUAUUUUACAGUCUUUGGUCUCCAUAGAUGGUGAAUGUUUUGAUACCAGUGAAGAAGAUGAAGAGCUACAAUCGAUUAUGAACAUCGAAGAAGUAUUAGGCAAAGGCCGUAAGGAUUCCGAUUUUAUGUUACAUCCAAGAGUAUUAGUAGCCUGCAUGAAGGUGGACACCACAUUCCAAUCCAAAUCGGUACCAAAAGCCCAGUUGCUACUUAGCUGCAAUUCGAUAUAUGUGAAACUUUUAAAUCAAUCCGAAGAAGGCGAUGAGUUGCCAUCAAUGCUUAAGCAUUUCCAUCUGGCCAAGACCACAAAAAUCCCACAUGUAUUUUUCAUAUUAACCAUACAAAAUAUAAAGCUGCAUGCCGUAUUCUACAGUUGGCUUAACUACAAUGUUAACUCAUCGCUGACGACUCACAUGAAAUAUUUGGAUUAUGGAUUUCUCAACAUGCUGCCCCUGUUGGAGGAGACAUCGAUGCAAACAUAUUUCGCUGUGGACCAGAAGAAGAAUGUGGUCAAUGUCAAUUUAGUUUGUGAUCGUUUGCGUUUUAAUGUGGGACCCUCAGCCCUACACAGUUUGCUGGCUUCGAAACAGCAUUGGGAAGAAUGCCUGGCUCGGGAUGAGCAGCAGCAGCAGCUUCGACAUGCUUUAAUACCCAAAUGCGUUAUAGUUAAUCGCACAAUGACAGUCAUGGACUUUGGACAAACGGGAACACAUGAACAUAUACCUUUAAAUCCCAAAGAAUGCUAUUUGUAUUCGUUUCGUAGUGAUUGUCACAAACAGGAGUUGACAUUGUAUGUAUCGGAUGAAGAGACCAAUACGGUAUACACCUCAGCAUCGAUACCAAUACUUUUUAAAUUUGACACAGAAUCAUUGGUACAAGAUUUGUGCAUAGGCACCAAAUGCAUAACAGUGAAAUCGAAAAAAUUAUCUGCCUCUCAGAUAUGUAUUCUAAUUCAGGGACAAAUUGAGCUGGUUUCGAUGGUACCGCACAAUCUUCACCUGGAAUUUCGUCAGGAGGGCAAAGUCUAUGAGGAAUCAAAUAAACCAUUGGAAUAUUUUAUCGAGAGAUAUGGGCGAAAUUCAUUUUUCUACAGUGUUGCACGCGAUUCGAAUAUAUCAAUGAGAUUAAUGCUGGCUGAUAAAAAGAUACGCGCUCGAACUGGUGAUAUACCCCUAAGAAUGAAUAAGAAGCUUCCCUGGCUGGUCAAGGUUCCCAUAAAUGGAAGUGAAUUUAUAAGUUUCUGGGUGAGAAUUUUACGUGAGGAUAUACCCAACGUAGCCAGCAACAUAUUUUGCCCCCAGAAGAUUCUCAUUACCAUAUGGCCAAUCUUCGAGAUCACAUCGAUGUUAAAUUGUUCAAUACAGGCCAAAGAGGAGAAUACUUUGGAGGAAUUUUAUUGUGCUGGCCAAGGUGGCCAUUAUAUAUUAGAUGCAGCGGCCACACAUCUUACCGAACAUCCGAUACGCUUUAAAUAUAACUUUCCCUUGGGUAUCUCAUCCCAAGAUAGCUAUAUUUUGCGUCUAAGGUCUUUCGAUUGGCAAAAGUUCUUCUGGUACGAUGAUAACAAAUGGAACAUAGACAGUGCUCUAAAUCUACUUACACCCACGGUGCUCAAACAUUGGCCUAUGGAAGAUGAGGAGGAGUUGAAAUUGCAACGCAUUUCCCAGAGCAGUGGAGAAACGGAUGUCAUCUAUAACACCCAAGUAAGCAGGGAGUUUUCGUGUACCCUAAAUUUAGAGGUAGCUCCCUGGGGUAUGUUCAUCAAUGGCACUGGAGUCGAGAUAUGCUUAUCUGAACUUACAAAUGCUGUAAAUGGUGGUGCACCAACUCGUCAUCCCAAGCAAGUGGUGGUUGCUGUCAACAGUUUGGAAAUGUUAUUCAAUGUAACGCAAGGCUUUACCAUUGCCAUCAGAAAUGGUUCUAGUUGGAUGUCAUCGUUGCCUAUAUUUUUCGAAAAUACUUCGUUUGGCAAACACAAGCGCUACUGCGUUCUAACAGAAACCGAGGUUACCGACAUAGUCAUCCUUAGGGCAAAUGAAGUCUUCAAGUUUGUUUUGAAAAUGAAAAUUGAAAAUGGUCGUAAAGUCCUAAAGUUGAGCUCUAAAUUUGGAGUGGUGAAUUAUACAAAAGUGCAACUUUCUUUAUUACCCUUUGCCUUGGAUCACAAAGAAAAUGUGGCACGCACAAAUAUCCAGGCUUUGGAUGAAAAAUCCCAAAAGACAACUCUGACACCUGCCACAGGUUGGGAGAAUAGCAUCGGCAUUUCUUUGUCCACAUUUUACGAUAUCAAUUUUGAAAAUGCCCAAAGAUCUGUGGACUCGGCUGCAUUUGUAUACUUUGUUGUGGUAAAACUACAUGAAAAUGCAGAGAUUUCCAUGCCCAUACCUUUAACCUUGCCCUUUCAUCGCAAGUCGAUCAGCAUACAAAAUGGCAGAGAAUCGAUUGCCUUGAUGGUAUCGCUAAUCGAGCAUGGUCACAUCUACUACCUGACCAUCAACGAAGAUAUAUCGCCUGCUGUGUUGGUAAACAAUCAAACAGAUUGUGGAUUUAUAGUGGCUCAAACGAAUGUUCCCGAGAGUGGUAAAGUCUCCUCGCCGACGCCCGAAUACGAUGGCAAACAUUUGGAAUGGUAUCACAUGAUACCGCCGCAGAGUAAAUGUUAUUAUACACCCCCAGAAUGGUAUAUACGAUUUCCGGACGUGGAAUCGACCCUGUGCAAUAUUACCUUAGCUUUAUAUGAUGCUAUGUCCACGAAAAAGACAAUAAAAUGGUCUAAACCCAUACGUUUGGAUAAGACAUGGAAGAAAUUUUUACACAUUCCUGGCCAUGGAGAUGUUAAGGUUAUCAUCUGUGACAAACAUCGGGUCAUACGAAUAAAUAUUUAUUAUAUAUCACAGCAAAUGGAGUUCUCCGUCAAAGAUCUACGCCUGCGCCUCUCAACGACUGAACCAAAAAUAUCCAACAAUUCUGAGAUUAACGAAAACAAAUCAUCCCCAACAACGAUUACCAAUCUUUAUACGGAAACACCACAAUUUUCUAAACCGGAUGUAUGUCAUCAUUUCCGAAAUGAAUGCGAAUCUCGACCGAAUACAAAACUGCGCCUCUUCAUCAAGGAGAUUGUGUUGAGCCUGCACAGUGACAGCGCCCAGCAUCAGUGUAUGAAACGCGAGGUCGUCAGUCUAUUUGCUGAUGACUUCCUUUUGGCUUUUGAUGAUUCCGAGGAUGAGCGUAUUAUGAAUGUGGCCAUACCCAAUCUGCAAAUUGACAAUCAAUUAUUUUCUACGGGAAAAUAUGAUUUUCCCGUUAUACUAUGUGCCCAGGAGUUGUAUGAGAAAACCGAUUUUCUGCCCGAACCUUAUUACAUGGGAAGUUAUUACAAGUAUCUGAUGGAGAAGACGCCCAUGAUUAGUUUGAAAUUGAAGCUGUACGAAGAUGAAUUUAAAAUAUGCUCUUUGAAUUGUCGCUUUAAUCCCGUGAGAGCUUACAUAGAAGAUGCCUAUAUAACGGAUUUCCUAGAUGCUUUGGUCGAGUGUGAGCCCUCAAAUUGUGCCUAUAGGCCGAAAAUGGACAAUGAGCGUAUGGUGCUGUUGGCAAAUCAAAUGAAAAUUCCCCAUGAAGUGGAGUCCACAGCCAUAUACACAGCAGAGCCUCUACACCUGAGAGCGUUUUGUAUAGAACCCAUGAGUGUGUUGUUGUCGGUGCAUACAUCGGUACGCUUGUAUAUAGCCUUGGAUCAUUCGCCUUUGUCGUUCUCUGCCUACGAACGCAAUCAUUUGCUGACAAUGCCUUUGAAAUUUGGCCAAUCUUUGGGCAUGCACUAUUUGUCUGGAGCUAUUUUUGGUGCCGGCUGGGUGGUGGGCUCUUUGGAAAUACUGGGCAGUCCUAGUGGUUUGGCUCGCUCGGUAACCACAGGCUUGAAAGAUUUCGUCUCUAUGCCGGUUAGAGGUCUUUUCCGAGGACCUUGGGGUUUUAUUGUUGGAGUCACACAGGGCUCGGCUUCAUUGCUGAGAAACGUAACUGCUGGUACAGUUAACUCAGUAACCAAGCUAGCAGCUUCUGUGGCACGUAACUUGGAUCGCUUGACUCUGGACGAGGAGCAUAUAGAGAGAACUGAAGCAUUGCGUCGCUCCAGACCACAAGGUUUUGCUGAAGGUCUAUCACAGGGUAUGACUGGUCUGGGCAUAAGUAUGCUGGGCGCAGUGGGAGGCUUGGCCCAUCACACCUUAGAGGCCCGCUCCACAGUUGAAGUGUUUACAGGGCUGAGUAAAGGCCUGGUGGGAGCAUUUACAAAGCCCAUUAGUGGAGCUGCAGAACUUUUGGCUCUAGCCGGCCAGGGUAUGUUACAAACAGUGGGUUUCAAUGCCAUGCCAAAACAAAGAUCUCCCUCGGAUAGCCGAAAUUUGUCAUUGGAACCUUCAGGCUAUCGCACAUGGAAGUUACUGCCCAUUGAAAUGGGUGCCGAUCAGAUACUAUUUUAUAAUGAAAUCACUCUCAUGGCGGAGGAGCAACCCAAGAGAGGCUAUGUUUUUCUAACCUCUGCAGUAUUUGCCAUAGUAGAAGCUGAGGGUGAUAGAUUGCAAUGUGCCCUUCCCUUGAAUAAGGUGGAAAUAACCGCAGAUGUCAAUGAUAAAACUCGUUAUUAUGUAAGAGUAACAAGGGAGAGAAGAGAUAUUGAAGAGGAUGCCAAAUACACCAAUGAACGCAUUAUCAAUUUUCUGCAUACCUCAUCCAUAAAGAUAGCCUCCGAUACUCUCUAUGAUUUAUUGCAAACCCACAACGAAACCGAAGAUCCAUCCACGAAUAAUGCUGCAUGGAAUUAUCGCCACUCGCAAACCCUUGAUUGGACAUUUUACAUAAACGAACAUUUGGGUGAAUACAUAAUGCGUUAUCUGAAAAUUCUAAAUUCCAAAUAUCAAAAUUAGUUAAAUCCUUAUACUCCUAAAACGUAAUUACCUAACUAAAUUUCUUAGAAAUUAGAAUGUUUUAAAACAUGAGAUAUGUCACCUUAGAGUUUUGCCAAAAACCAUGAUACACAAUUCCCCUAUACUAGCUCUAAAGUAUGUUGUAAAUUUCAGUUAUCACCCUUUAUUUGAUAUUAUUAUUAUCUAUACACACACCCACAUUUGUUGAAAAACACUUUCAAAAAAAGACUGUAUUUAAUUUAUUGUAUAUGUCGGUUUAUAUACAUGCUAUAAAAUUUUUUUGUUCUAAA
This is a messenger RNA of Stomoxys calcitrans (stable fly), 12184 nucleotides long. RefSeq names its product intermembrane lipid transfer protein VPS13B (gene Vps13B). The record is from RefSeq and is a predicted model, not a curated record. The transcript has 13 exons. Lineage: Eukaryota; Metazoa; Arthropoda; Insecta; Diptera; Muscidae. The coding region runs from base 93 to 11894 and encodes 3933 amino acids.